Molecule: messenger RNA, 3364 nt
Organism: Rotaria sordida
Lineage: Eukaryota; Metazoa; Rotifera; Eurotatoria; Philodinida; Philodinidae
Source: the annotation of a GenBank genome assembly
AUGACACAAUAUGAAACUGACAAAUCAACAGAUUGUAAAGCUGUUGAAGCACUUUUGAAAACCUUAACUGAAUUACUUAUUUGUUUGAUUAUGAUGCCAUUUAAUUCUAAUACAUUAGUGUCAUGUACAUUUAGAAACGAAUUAGUUCAAUUAUUCAGCUGUAUUAUUAUUUGUGGUCGUCAAAAAAACUGUCUUCGAAUUACUCCAUUGAAUGUUGCUACAAUUAAAAGUGCAACACUACCAAUGACAAUAAAACGAAAACCUACGUCGUCAAUACCUCAAGGAUUUGAAACAAGUAUCACAAUAAGAAAAAUCGUUUAUUUUCUUUUGACACUAAUCCCACUAAUUUAUUUACGAUCAAAAUACAUUAUAACAUUAAUUUUUACCAUAAUGAUCAAGGAAUUUCGAGAUGUCAGAUUAGUAUUGGUGUUCAAAUGAACUUUAAUGCUUUGAUGUUAUUUGCAGUAGAAUUAAUUAAUGCCUACGUUUGACCAUUAAAUUGGCGUUACUCUUAAUCCUAAUACAUAUGCUACAUGCGACUAGACCUCUCCAAAGUCCAUAUUUUGUGAUGCAAUGAUCUUGAGAAUGGCACGUCGACUGAUGUUUGCUGAAACGCCACUAGAGAUGUUGAAAUCUCUAUAUGGUACAAAUGUCGUUUGAUUUUCGUUAUGAUGCCUCGUUCGCUCGAAAUAAAAUCCAGAUAUUAUAAAUGAUCUAUAGAUUUUGUUUUCAUUAUAUCGAUAUAAUUUAUGUGUUCCAUUAUGAUUGAAAUGCGGCACAGUACGCAUAGUUACAGCGCAGAAUGGCCACCACAUGCAAUUGCGACGAAGUCGUUAAAAAAGAGGUGACAUGGGUUAAGAGAUUGAAUUUCAUUUCCACUUAAAUUUGCAAUAUUUAUUUUGCGUUUGCUUGAUGAAGGGUGUGAGUGUGGGUGAGGAGUGCUGGUAUAGAUAUAGGUCGGUGUGGAUGUACGUAUAGAUGUGGGUGUGGGUGUGCGUGCUGGUGGAUGUGGAUGUAGGUAUAGAUGUGGGUGUGGGUGUGGGUGUGCGUGCUGGUGGAUGUGGAUGUGCGUAUAGGUGUGGGUGUAGAUGUGUGGGUGUGUGUGGGUGUGGGUGUGGAUGUGGAUGAGGGGUGUGGGUGUGGAUGAGGUUCGUCCUCUCUUCAUUCAUACCCACACCCAUCCACACCUUCACGAACCCGCAUUCAAACGCAUCCACACCCUCUAUCUUACGAUUCUUUCAACUCAAUGAGCAAUACUUCGAUCUGAAAAUGGACAGGAUGAGUUGAGAAAUAGAAAGCCUUCAUUCACCUACCAAUCAUCCUCAUAGGUUCACAAGAAAUUAAAGUUAUCCUGGUCUAGCUUUUUUUACAAAACUAUGAUAACCCUAUAAUUCCUUUAAUCCCUUUACUUCCUUUAAUCCCUUUACUUCCUUUAAUCCCUUUAUUCUCUUUAAUACCUUUAAUACUUUUAAUCCCUUUAGUUCGUUUAAUCCCUUUAGUCCUUUCAAUACCUUUAGACCCUUUAAUCCCUUCAGUCCCUUUAAUCCCUUUAGUCCUUUUAAUCCCUUUAGCCCUUUUAAUCCCUUUAGACCCUUUAAUCCUUUUACUCCCUUUGGCACCACUAAUCCUUUUAGUUUCUUUAGUCCCUUUAAUCCUUUUAAUACCUUUAGAUCCUUUAAUCCCUUUAGUCCCUUUAAUCCCUUUAGUUUCUUCAAUACCUUAAGUCCCUUUGGUCUUUUUAAUCCCUUUAAUACCUUUAGUCCCUUUAGGGAUGGGAUGGAUGUGGGUGUGAGGUUCCUAUCUUUAACCACAACCACACCCGUUGACACUCACACCCACUCCCACACCUCACAGUCCGCCCACACUCACACCCAUACCCACCCAAACCCACACACCCACUCCUACAUCCACACCUCACAGCUCGUCCACACUCACACCCAUACCUAUCCAAACCCACACAAACACUCCUAUUCCUACACCCACCCACACCCUUUAUUACUGUUAUAGAUAUUAUCUCCCUGUUGGGUGUUAUUUCCCAAUGUUGUCUAGGUAGUAUCCUUUAUCAUCUCAGACUCCAGUUUACCCACAAUGAUCUGCUAAUUCAACAAGUAACGUUCAUCGACAGUCAAUUCACCUGGCCCUAGGCUGACGCCAUAACGACAUACAUGUGUUAGAAAGUUAUGAGAUUAAGAUUAAAAAGUUAAUACUCAAAUUCUUUUGAGUACAAAAAAGCGCUAAUAAAAUUAGCGCUGUUUAUACUCAAAAAAAAUCAUAUUUAAAAUAAUAUUGUUUUCAUACAUCAUAAAAUGGCGUAUGUGUUCUGGUUCACUUGUCAAAAUUUUAUUAUACGUCAUAUGCUGAUUAGUAAUAUGGGUGCUAUAUGGUCUUCUGUACCAUAUUUACCGAAAUGGUCGCUGAUGCCAUAGGUACGUGGUCGUUGUCUCAAAAAAAAUAGUCAUUUGUGCCAAAAAAUGGUCAUUUGUGCCUAAAAAAUGGUCAUUUGCGCCAUGUUACCGACGAAAACGAUAUGCGUGCAGACAAAUCAAUUCUCGUUUCUAGACCCUAUCUUUACAGUCUAGGGAACAACAUACCCUAAUACAACUGGAAGUAGUAAUUAUGAAGUCGCACAAGCCCUCACAUAAACAUAGCUACAUAUAUGAAGGAAGCAACCAUUAAUAGCGUGACUCGAAUGAAAAAGUACUAAAGGGAUUAAAGGGAUUAAAGGGGCUAAAGGGGCUAAAGGGACUAAAGGGAUUAAAGGGAUUAAAGGGAAUAAAGGGACUAAAGGGAUUAAAGGAACCAAAGGGACCAAAGGGACUAAAGGGAUCGAAGGGACUAAAGGCAUUAAAGGGGUUAAAGGGGCCAAAAGGACUAAAGGGGCUUAAGAUAUUAAAGGGACUAAAGGUAUUAAAGGCAUCAAAGGGAGUAAACGGACUAAAUGGAGUAAAGGGAGUAAACGGACUAAAGGGAUUAAAGGGUUAUCAUAGUUUUAUAAAAAUUUAGACCGGCAUAACUUUAAUUUCUUGUGGACCCCUCAUCAUUCUAAGACAUUCACCUUCUUGCCACUUUCACCUACCAUUACAUUCACUGCACCACUUUCCUGGAAUCGUGAAUUUCAUGCUUUAAGGGCUAUUUAAAAAAACAGUCAACAGAACGAGAACGAGCAACGAUCAAAAUGAAAUGUUAUUUUACGUCCAAUAAUAAACAGAGAUGCCGUAGAUUUCUCCAGCAUUGAUUUUUUCUUUCAUUUUGUUUCAUUAUGAUGCAUUAGGCGUAAAAGAAAACAAUAAAAAAUUUCACUGACUGUCAGUAAUCUCAGACUACACGUAUACUUCACCAUAAAAUUAAACUUCUUCUCGUCAUA